AACCCACUUGGCAGGGGUCUUGAAGCAAAGAGACACCAAAGACUCGCUCUCCUGCCUCCAGGCAGCCCCUGCUCGCCUGCUCACCCACCUUGGUGCUGCUCUCACCAGCUUGCAGCAUGACCCUGUGGAAUGGCGUGCUGCCUUUUUACCCUCAGCCCCGGCAUGCUGCGGGCUUCUGCGUCCCGCUGCUUAUCGUCAUUCUGGUGUUCUUGGCCUUGGCGGCCAGCUUUCUGCUUAUCUUGCCGGGAAUCCGUGGCCACUCGCGCUGGUUCUGGUUGGUGAGAGUUCUUCUCAGUCUGUUCAUAGGCGCAGAAAUUGUGGCGGUGCAUUUCAGCACAGAAUGGUUCGUGGGCACAGUGUACACCACCACAUCCUACAAAGCCUUCAGUGCUGAGCGCGUUCGAGCCCAUGUUGGUCUGCAAGUGGGUCUGGAAGGCGUUAAUAUUACACUCACAGGGACCCCAGUUCAACAGCUGAACGAGACCAUUGACUACAACGAGCAGUUCACCUGGCGUCUGGACGAGGACUACACCGCAGAGUACGUGAGUGCACUGGAGAAGGGGCUGCCAGACCCAGUGCUCUACCUGGCAGAAAAAUUCACACCGAGCAGCCCUUGCGGGCUGUACCACCAGUACCACUUGGCGGGACACUAUGCCUCGGCCACGCUGUGGGUGGCGUUCUGCUUCUGGCUCCUGUCCAACGUGCUGCUCUCCACGCCAGCCCCGCUGUACGGUGGCCUGGCGCUGCUGAUCACUGGCGCCUUCGCGCUGUUUGCUGUCUUUGCCUUCGCUUCCAUCUCCAGCGUGCAGCUCUGCCCACUCCGCCUCGGCUCCUCUGCACUCACCGCUCAUUACGGAGCCGCUUUCUGGGUCACGCUGGCAACGGGCAUCUUGUGCCUCCUCCUCGGUGGGGCCGUGGUGAGUCUCCACUACACUCGACCCCGCGCUCUUCGCAUUUUUCUGGACCAAAGUGAGGACAGCAGUAGCCACGGAACAGAGGGCUCACCUCUCAUCCUAACGAACCCUCUGUUCAAGCAGUUGGGGGUUUCGGACUUAAAGCUCACCACUAAGCUGUGA
Messenger RNA from Otolemur garnettii (small-eared galago), 1076 nucleotides. RefSeq names its product dual oxidase maturation factor 2 (gene DUOXA2). The coding region runs from base 117 to 1076 and encodes 319 amino acids. Gene Ontology annotation, cellular component: endoplasmic reticulum membrane. Gene Ontology annotation, biological process: protein transport. The record is from RefSeq and is a predicted model, not a curated record. Lineage: Eukaryota; Metazoa; Chordata; Mammalia; Primates; Galagidae. The transcript is spliced from 6 exons.